UCAUCCCGCAGCACCACCGCCCGCACUCUCACACCAGCAGGACGGUUUACACCAGCAGGACGGUGACCUCCGGUGUCUGACUAGGGUUAGGGUAACAGUUUCACCGCCCAGCACUUGCUAUUUUCGUCUGCUGAUACGUUCACGCUAUGCUUGUUUUGUGCUUCAUGCGAAUCAGGAAAACGGUAUCGAGGCGGUGCUGUUCCCACGAAGAUCCGACUAGCUAUCGGCUUGCGGAUGAUGGCCGGUGCUUCGUAUCUCGAUGUCGCCGUGCUGUUCGGCGUGUCCAAGGAGACGGUCUUCAGCAUCUUGUGGCAGGUGGUGGAUGCCAUCAACAGCACAGCAGAGGUUGGGCCGUUCUUUUUUCCGCAGAGCGAGGAUGAGUGCACCCGGCAGGCGGCAGAAUGGGAGGUGCGGAAAUGAUACCCUAGUUUACAGCCGCAGGGUAGAUUGCAUGUUUGCAUUCCAGGUAGGUGACUAUGAUGAUGUGAACAAACACAUGAUCGUGUUUGGUGGCGGUUGUUUGGUGGCGGUUUAGUUUCAGCAUUACUUCGAAUAUAGAUUACAGUAUGCGAACAGACGUACGUGCGAACAUGGCCAAGAACAGGCAAGGCGGCGAAAAUGGACAGACAGGUGUUGUGCUUUGGUAUGCCUACCGGGUCUGGUGUCGGAAGAGCAGUUCAAUUUCACCUUUUCCGUAGGCUGCAGGCCUCCUAACGUGUAUGGUACAUAAGCAAGGCACCACGCUGCAGAGUCUGGCCCAAAACAAAUGACGCGGAUUGCAUGGAUGCAUGCAUGUCGGUCCUCCGCUCGGCAGAAUAUCCUGCUUGUCUAGACGCACCGAAUAAGGAGCGAGCGGGAAACACUUGUGACAGCACGGGGAAACCUCUGUAUCUUGUGUACACGUAUUGGCUUGAUGCAUGGCGAAAUGAGCUCCAGUCUGCACUGUAUUGAUUGGCAUGUCUAGGAGAGGGCUCGUCUUUAAUUGCUCGCACACGCCUGUACGUUUUUUCUGGGGUAGUCGAUGGGCUUGCCGCUGCCCGAAAAUCAAACUUUAACGAAUCUAAGAGCGCCUCUGUUGUGUCCCUCCCCGCCUGCCAUGUCUCUCCUCAGGAAAAAAGCACGGGCGGCGCCUUUCAAGGUGUGGUAGCUGCGGGGGAUGGCCUCUUCGUGAAGACUCUUGCUCCAACUGCCCUCAACACUCCGAACGUUCUCUCGUAUUAUUCUGGGAGCAAGUGCGGCUACGGGAUGAACGUACAGGCGACAUGCGAUGCCAACUACCGGUUUUGCAGCAUGUCUUGCAUUGCACCCGGCUCGACCAAUGACUGGACGGCAUGGAACCAUUCGGAUCUAUCCACAGCGGUGAAAAACCUGCCGCCAGGGUUCUACAUGCUCGGAGACGCGGCUUACCCCCUAAGCGACCACCUGUUGACUCCGUACCCAGGGAGGGGACUGCCGCUGGACAAAGACGCGUUCAACUUCUAUCUGAGUCAACUCAGAGUCAGGAUCGAGCAAGCGUUCGGCAUUCUCGUCGGCCAGUGGGGCAUCCUGUGGAAGCCGUUGCGUGUUCAGUUCGCUGGGCGAUGCGACUUCAUCACGGCGCUCUUCCGCCUCCACAACUAUCUCCGGGACGAGAAGGUUACACCAAUCCAACGGUCGGAAGAAGACGCGGAGGUGGUCCAGGCACGCCCCCACCUACUCGGCGACAAGACUCUGCCAGGAUCUUUCAGCACGACCACCAAGGACGCGCAGAAACCGACCAGGUCAGGCGAAGUCUCCACGCGCAAGGGGAUCACGAUGAUGCUGGACAACAAGCGCCAGUACCGCCCAAAGCACAACUUGGUGCGCAACGCAGCGAGGAAGACGUGAGGGAUCGAACGCGGGCGGGCUGCGGUGGAGGGUGGGUCCCGAGGACGUAGUGCAUGGAUGAUGGAUGAGACGAGGCAAAUGCGGCCGUGGUGGCCUUUGAGGAGCGUGGGCCGGGGCCGGGGCGGCGGAUGUGGACGGUGGUCGGGAAUGCAACGCCUCUGGUGGGGUAGGGCGGGGGGGGGUGAAAGGGAAGGGAAGGCGCACGGGCGGGUGAGAAUUUUUUUUUUUGUUCGGGGGGAGAGGGUCGGGCGCGAAAUCCACAUGCGCCUCUACGAGGACGUUUCGGGCAAUUUUGCGGACGUCGUGUUUUAUGUGUUACAAACACCAUAAACCGGGGUAAUCUACGAGUGGUGUCCGGUAAGAUUUCGUGUUGUUUCGAUACGUAUUGUCGCUGUUCAUUACGUCGUUUGUUUGGGUGUCAUUCCUGCGUUGUGCAUCUCUUGCGCGAGAAAAUUCGAAUUGCAGAGACGUCGAAGAAAAAUGUAGGUUUCCAAACGCAUUUAUUUUAUAACAUUUGGCGUGUAGGGUAAGGGUGAGCACCCUCCCCCCUGUGUGGGGGAAUUUUGUCAUGUCAUAGUUGCGUGAUGCGAGAUGGUAACAGAUAUGUUUUUUUUUUCUGACUUCACGAUGUUCUAGGGAGACAGUGUUGGCUGAACGGCAUCAUGGCGUAGACGGUCAGCUCCCACAGCCCGGGAUAACGGUAUCGGGAAUGGAUCCGCGUUCAAAACGUUUUUUACGUUGUAUUUGACUAAGUUCGCGUCGUGAGGAAACGUUGUUUCCGAAGCAUCUACGAAUGCAGACGGUGGUUUGUGAAAAACAUACCGACCAAAAACAAACAAGCGGUGCUGCUGUACGUGUCUGAAAAAAAGCAAACUUUGGUCGUGCGCCACACGUUCGCUCUGCGUGUCCCCCCCCUCUGGUCAUCUGUAAAAAAACAC
Messenger RNA from Ectocarpus sp. CCAP 1310/34, 2804 nucleotides. Lineage: Eukaryota; Phaeophyceae; Ectocarpales; Ectocarpaceae. The record is from the annotation of a GenBank genome assembly.